Molecule: messenger RNA, 1731 nt
Organism: Archocentrus centrarchus (flier cichlid)
Lineage: Eukaryota; Metazoa; Chordata; Actinopteri; Cichliformes; Cichlidae
Product: zinc finger protein 184-like
Exons: 4
Coding region: 307-1539 (410 amino acids)
Biological process (GO): regulation of gene expression
Cellular component (GO): nucleus
Source: RefSeq, a predicted model, not a curated record
GGCUGCAUGGUAGUAUGGGAGCAGGCAGAGCUGCUUUUCAUGGAGGAGAACAUCUGAACUCAGAGGAGAAACAAACUGAAGCAUCGAUCCAGCAUCAUUACUAUUGAUACUUGGAUCAGACCUGAGGACAGCGGUAAUCACGUGGGUCUGUGCUUCCCGAUCUCUGUGUGUUUGGAAAGACUUCCAGCUUCAUCCCGGAGUUUAACUGAAGAGAUCAGAUACUUUGUGUCCCAGUUGAGUAGCAGCAGGAGGAGGAGAGGCUGACGGAGCAGCAGAGGAACAUUUUCAGCCUCUACAGAGGAAACAAUGAGUUCAACACAACAGGACCAACAUGGACCGAGGAGUCAGCGCUCUCAGGAGCCUCACAGAGGGAAGGGAGCAAAAGAAUACCGCUGUCAUCAAUGUGGGAAGCAUUUUACCCGAUCUCGAAAUUUAAAAAGACAUCAUCUCAUCCACACUGGAGAUAGACCGUACAGGUGUGAGCUGUGUGGAAACUCUUUUAACCAGCAGGAAAGCUUAAAAAAGCACCAACGGAUCCACAGUGGAGUGAAACCGUACAGCUGUGAUCAGUGUGGAAAAGCUUUUACUCACAAAAGCACCUUACAGAGGCAUCACGUUGGCCACUCUGGAAUUAAAGCAUACAGCUGUGACAUCUGUGGAAAAACGUUCAGCCUUCUAGGGACUCUAAAUAGACACCUACGCCUUCACACUGGUUACAAUGUGUACUGCUGUGAUCAAUGUGGCAAACGGUUCACAACAGACGGGCUCCUAAAACUCCACAAAUUUACCCACACUGACGAGAAACCUUAUAAAUGUGAACUGUGUGAUAAGGUUUUUAAAGCUCCACAAUACCUGAAAAGACACCAAGAGAUCCACAGCAUAAAUAAACCAUACAAGUGCAGUUACUGUGAGAAGCAGAGCCACACAGAUGGAUCCAGUUCUCAGCCCUGUCCUCACUGUGGUGGUGGGAAAGCGUUUUGCUGUGACCACUGUGGGAAAACUUUCAGUCAUCGAAGGAACCUAAAAACCCAUCAACGCAGACACACUGAACACAAACUGAAGUACUGCAUAGAAUGUGGGAGCAGCUUCCCCACAUCAAGUGAAUUAAAACAACAUGAGCUCUUCCACAGUGGGAUUAAAAAGCACCUCUGUGGCCAGUGUGGGUCAUCCUUCACCACUGCAGGUCAGCUUAAAGGACAUAAACGGGUCCACACAGGAGAGAAGCCAUACAAGUGCAGACACUGUGAGAAAAGCUUCUCACAUUCAAGUAGUCGUAACCUCCAUGAACAUACACAUGUUGAAGGGAACUACAGCUGCGACCAAUGUGGAAAGAGCUUCAGGAAUCUCAGUUCGUACUCCAAACACCAACGAUCCCACGCUGCAAGGAAACUGUUUCACUGUCACCAAUGUGCAAAAAUAUUCAUUUCAUUAUCUGCUCUGUACAAACAUCAGCGUGAUCAUGCAGGCCUGAAAUCAUUCCCAUCAUUGGAUCACAAGGAGUCUGCAGAGUCAGAAACCUCCUCUUGGGGUCAAACUUAAAAUCUUUGAGAUCCACAGAAUUCCGAUGGAAUCUCCUGUAAAGAUAAUGUCACACUUGGAUUUUACAUUUAGGAAGCUGCAAGUAUAGAAAUCUACAGUACCAGUCAAAAGUUUGGAGACACCUUUUUUUCAAUUUAGUGUUUUUUCAUUAUUUAAAAAGUGUCUGCAUUGUAGAUAUUAAAGUCAUCCCAA